Eptesicus fuscus (big brown bat) is the source of this 1267-nucleotide messenger RNA. It is a transcript of the gene FAM170A, whose product is annotated as family with sequence similarity 170 member A. Gene Ontology annotation, cellular component: nucleus. The transcript is spliced from 5 exons. Gene Ontology annotation, biological process: fertilization. The record is from RefSeq and is a predicted model, not a curated record. NCBI's taxonomy places the organism in Eukaryota, Metazoa, Chordata, Mammalia, Chiroptera, Vespertilionidae. The coding region runs from base 176 to 1090 and encodes 304 amino acids.
AGUGCUGCGGGUUCUCUGAGGGGUCUGAGUUCUUCAGCCAUUUAAGAGACUCACCUCUUUUCAUUUGUGCUAAAUCAUUUCAAUGGACUUCCUGAGAGCCAAGGAGGGCCAACCUGUAGGGCGAAGGAGGAGCUGGAUGUUAGGCAUCUUCUAGGGGGCUCUUCUUGCUAGUAGUAUGAAACAGCGACAAAAGAGGAAACAUUUGGAAAAUGACGAGUCCCAGGAAACUGACGAGAAGGGAGGAGGAAUCUCGAAGUCACAAAAGGAUGCCCUUCAGCUUGGAUCGACCGAGGUGGCCAAAGACUGUGACCCAGGGGUAGGGGAGAUCUCCUCUGCCUCUGAAUACUUCACCUGUGUUUCUUCUCCUCUCAAGCUCAUCCAUAAUGGAAUCCGGAGAUUACAUCAAGACAGUGCCCAGCUUAGAUCAACCCUAAACCAGAUUAAGGAACAAGAGGAGACUGUUCCCCUCUUACCACAUGUCUCCUUAUCGUCCCCUUCAUCCUAUAAGUCCUGUGUGAUCUCGCAGUAUAUAAACAAAGAGGAAAGGGGUAUGAAAAUAUACUACAUGCAAGUACAAGUGAAAAAGGGUGUGGCUAUCUCCUGGGAGACAGAGGAAACCUCAGAGUCACUAAAAAAGAAGCCGAGGAUGGAAGAAGUGAAACUUCCUGAGGACGUGCGGGUAGAUACGCCCCCCUCUGAUGUGUCCACCAGAAAACUCCUAUCUGAGCCCAGCAGGGAGGUGAAAGAGCAUGAAGAACGAGCAGAGUCAGACGGCCCACCAGGGUUGCCCACAAUUGAGGAGAGACCCAGGGCCAAGACACCUGACUGGUUGGUUACUAUGGAGACUGGCUUCAGGUGCAUGGCCUGCUGCCGGGUCUUCCCCACCUUGGAAAUCCUUAAGGAGCAUGUGCAGUUCGGGAUCAGGGAGGGCUUCAGCUGUCACGUCUUUCAUCUCACCAUGGCUCAGCUGAGAAGCAAUGUGGAAUCAGAGAGCAUCCGGGAGAAGAAGGAGGAGGAGGUGAAGAAGGUUAGAAAGGAAGAGAAACAAGAAGAAAAACAGAACGAGGAGGAGCAGCCCACAGGCAACUGAGACUCCUGGGCCAGAAGAUCCUGGAAGACGGUGUGGCCUCCUCUUGGGAGAGGGAGAAGAUAGGACCCUGGAGAUAGUAGCAGACAGAAUGCCAGUGGUAUGAAGGAAGAUGAAGGGACCAGUACUCAAUCUAAUACAUAAACAUCAUAUGUAAUAAAGGCUGUUUUGCAAAACUUU